CCUCCUCCUACUCAUCUCAAAAAAGACAAUCGCAAUCGGCUACUAGUUCCCUCUGAUACAUACACUAUCAUUUAGUUUAUCUCCACCACCGCAAAAUGGCAGAUACUUAUCACCGUGAAGGCCGUGGGAGUGGGAUGAUGCAGCAUUACCGGCAGCAGCAGCAGUCCGAUUCCCCGUGGGCGAACCAGGCGGUGAAAGCGGUCACUGCAGCAACCGCCGGCGGCUCACUCCUCGUUCUCGCAGGUCUGACGCUUGCUGGGACGGUAAUUGCACUUACAGUGGCUACUCCACUACUGGUGAUAUUUAGUCCGGUACUGGUGCCGGCGAUGAUUACCGUGUUUCUGUUGGCUACCGGGUUUUUGACGUCCGGAGGAUUUGGUAUUGCGGCUGCGACUGUGUUGUCGUGGAUGUACAAGUAUGUGACCGGUGAACAUCCGACGGGGGCGGAUUCAUUGGAUCAGGCCGCGCACAAGUUGGGUUCUAAGGGUCGAGAGAUCAGAGACAGGGUGGAGCAUGCCGCCGGAGGUGGUGGUCAUGCCACUGGAGGAGGUCAUUACACGAGUUAAUUGAUGAUGGGUGAGGUUGAGAUCCUGAAGUCUGAAAGUAGCUGGUUUUUUGGUUUUAAUUUUAAAAAUAAGGAGUGUUUUAUAUAAUACAUAUGUUAUGUUAUGUGUUGAUGUAAUAAUCAAUGGGAAUAAAACUCCCUUGUAAUAAUUUUCAUGCUAAGAACAGAAAUCGAAUAUCUUGUUUUGUA
Lactuca sativa (garden lettuce) is the source of this 754-nucleotide messenger RNA. Its product is annotated as oleosin L. Gene Ontology annotation, biological process: lipid storage; sexual reproduction. Gene Ontology annotation, cellular component: membrane; extracellular region; monolayer-surrounded lipid storage body. The record is from RefSeq and is a predicted model, not a curated record. NCBI's taxonomy places the organism in Eukaryota, Viridiplantae, Streptophyta, Magnoliopsida, Asterales, Asteraceae.